UCCAAAAAUGAGCAACAGUCUUAAUUGUGCAUUGUUCCAGUUGAGUACAGCAGAACGAACCUAACAGUAGCAGCAGAAGAAGCAGAAGCAUCCUUAGAACCUCCCAGAACGUCGUGGACUUAACCCGAACCAACCAUGAAAGUGUUUGUAGUGUUAAGUGUACUGUUGGUGGCCGCUUCGGCGCGUCCAGAACCUCCGGCGCCCGGUGGCUAUCCGUCCUACUCGGCACCCUCGUUCAGCUCGGCCGGUGAUCUCGGAGGGCCGUAUGCUUCCAGCCAAGGUGGCGGCGGCGGUGGUUACAACUACCAACCAGCCACCCAGGUCGUUCAGAAGCACAUCUACGUCCACGUGCCCCCGCCAGAGAAGGAAGAGCCCAGCUAUCCCCGAGUAGUCCAGUCGGCCACCCCCCAGAAGCACUACAAGAUCAUCUUCAUCAAGGCCCCAACCCCUCCCCAACCGAAGGCCCCGAUCAUCCCGCCGCCAGUCCAGAACGAGGAAAAGACCCUGGUCUACGUCCUGCACAAGAAGCCCGAGGAACCGGAGGAGAUCGUCCUGCCAACGCCACCACCAACCAAGCCCAGCAAACCGGAAGUCUACUUCAUCAAGUACAAGACCCAGAAAGAGAAGAAGCCCGAAUACGGCCCACCCAAGCAGGAAUACGGAGCCCCAACUGGCGGAGCCGGUGGCCCAUACUAAGUGCCUCCACGGCGGAGGAACAGCUGGACCCGAACGCGGACCCAGACCCGGACCCCGACCUGGACCUGGACUACCACAACGGAAGCGGCCGCCCUCGACGACGGAUGCUGAUAUCGAUUCCAAUGAUACUACUGAUGUUGCUGAACUACUACAGCCAACGCGAAACAUGCUGACCAAUUGGUGCGAAUGUGCGAGCGAGAGAGCGAACCUUAAUCCCAAUUUUUAUCUAAUUCUUCUGUUCCUAGCCUGUAAGAUUAUGAUUAAUCCGGACUGCGAACGUUUUGGUUUCAGCAAAACCGUGUCGCAGUUCUGCGCUUUUUACGUGUAUAUAGGACCGUAGAAAUUCCUAUGCAAACAUCUGUUCUUAGCGAGCCAUAGUCGAAUCAAUCAUUAUUAUGUUAUUUAUUACGUUAUUGCAAACAAAAAAGCAUAUCUAGUUGAAGUAAAAAAAUCUAACGGUGACAAAUUUAAGAAA
Messenger RNA from Aedes albopictus (Asian tiger mosquito), 1171 nucleotides. RefSeq lists its product as uncharacterized. The coding region runs from base 136 to 696 and encodes 186 amino acids. Lineage: Eukaryota; Metazoa; Arthropoda; Insecta; Diptera; Culicidae. The transcript is spliced from 2 exons. The record is from RefSeq and is a predicted model, not a curated record.